This is a messenger RNA of Didymella exigua CBS 183.55, 1120 nucleotides long. RefSeq lists its product as uncharacterized. The coding region runs from base 179 to 994 and encodes 271 amino acids. Lineage: Eukaryota; Fungi; Ascomycota; Dothideomycetes; Pleosporales; Didymellaceae. The transcript has a single exon. The record is from RefSeq and is a predicted model, not a curated record.
AAGCCGACUUGAGGUGAGGCGGAGUCGUUUGUUACGGGCAUCACAACGUGGCGUUCCCGCAUGAACAAACCGAGUGCAGUGAACCCUCGAGUAUGGGCUUCUCAUCCGCUGAUCGCCUCCAUUGUCUCUUUUCUUCCUGCUGUAUUACAGUAUACAGUGACUGUUUCACUAACAAGACAUGAGUACAGAAACGCAUAGUGUCUCUUCGCGCAGCGGAGUGAAAGUGCCUCCUCGACUCGAAAGCCUCCCUAUGAUCGAAGGCGCAGAGAUGCCUCGAACGUGGUUGAGAGAUAAGGGUCAACCAUACAGACCCAAAAUUCUGUCGAGUCGCCCUUCAAACGCACUCGUCCUGGCUGCCACCCUCUCAUCAACCAUGCUCAAGAUCAUCGCCAAACUACUCGCACCUAAAGUGCCGACUACAGAUGUCGCUGGAGUGUCGCUCACCCACGAUGAAGCAGCUCAGCUCAUGUACACCUGCACUGCGCUCAAGAACGCGCUCGAUCUACAAUUCGGCACCAUCGCUAAAUUGCCCAGCAUAUCGAACGAGCACGUUGUCUCGAAAAUUCGCCAAACCCAGCUCCACCACACUGACAUCCACAUUCAAUUGUCCGUCAUUGUGUCCAAACCCAAAUGCUCGACAGCGCUGUGGGCGUAUGACUUCGGAGAUGCUCAUGCAGCGCUCGAGCGUAAGAUCGUGAGCAUCAACCGGUACUCUCGAGGACUGGAUUGGAGAGACGUAGCGCGGCAAUGCCGGCCCGUCGUCACGGUAACGUACGGGUGGCUCUUGCCCUUGGUGAUUCGAUUGCAGGACGAGCUGCGACUGGCGCUAAGGCGGAAGGAGCUAUGGACUGCAGGCAAUGCCUGUCAGGCAUUUGAAGAAGGCGACGAUGACGAGCAGCAGAAUGUGGCGGCUUUGUACACGAUUUACCCACGUGUACACUUUGUGAAGGAGGCUAUGGUUCGAGAGAAUCAAAUCGGGAGCACAAUCGCAUAGCAGAGCGUUGGAAAGCCGUCUGUUGCGGUGCUGGGCGAUGAUAGGAAGAGGACUACUAGGAGGUUUAAGGGGAAGAAGACAGAGUUCGCAAAUUGGUUGUCUGACUCUGAUUUGUAGUCCCAACGC